AUGUGGAAGGACGGGUACUUGGUCCCUCCCCUGUCCGUAUCUCCCGCGCCCGUGUCUUCCCCUUCCCAUCUCUCCCACCCCCCAUCCUCUCCUCCGGUCGCCCUCCACCAACCCACAGAGUGCGCAUGUGGGAGGACGGGUACCAACCCAGUCCCUCACGCGGACACGGGGCUGGACCACCAGUUGGUGCUCAUGUGGGAGGACGGCUAUCUGGUCCCUCACGCCGUGCUCAAGAAGCUGGAAGAUCAGAUGGCACGGUUGCGCAAUGGCUUACCCCAACUCCACGCAUGUCUCCCCCUCCCAUGCCCCACCCUCCAUGCCCCCCCCCCUCCCAUGUCUCGCCUUCCCAUCCCCUUCGCACUUCACAGGGUGCUUAUGUGGGAGGACGGGUACCUGGUCCCUCACGCAGUGCUCAAGAAGCUGGAGGACCAGAUGGCACGGUUGCGCAAUUCGGCUUCUAGUGGGGGUGGGGGCGGCAGCAGCAGCCGCCAGGCAGACGCUGUACCCGCUUUAGACGAGCUCUGUUACGACUGGAAGCAGCUGCACGCCACGUAUCUGAAGUUCUCGUACCAGAUCUAUAACUACGGCGAAGGGCUGGUGGGCGUGAGUGUGGCGUCAGAGGCAGCAGAGUGGGUGUACAGUCAUGCCAAGUACCAUGCUGAUACACUCAACUCCGUGCAGAGCCAGCAUCCACCUGGUUGGGCCGAACACUUUGCUUCUGGCAUCAAGACCAUCGCCAUAAUCCCAGUCCCUGGCGGGGCUGUUCAGCUGGGCUCUGUGCUCCUGAUCAAGGAGGACCCGAGCAUUUCACAGGGGCUUAAAGAGAAGUUCGAGCAGCUGCAGAAGAUUCCAGGAGUCUUCCUCCCGGAUUUCAUUCCAGAAACGUCCACCACACCUGCAAGCAUCGCCAAACCACUACCCAUGCCACCCUCCCACUUCCCCCCCCAUCCCUCAUCCCCAUCUUCCCAUGCUCCCUCCGCCUCUCCUUCUCAUUCUAUCGCCUCCUCCCCCCAUCCUUCCACGCGCCAUCCCCCCUCCAUCGCCCACCCACCUUCGUCUAGAUUGAGCCAGAAAUCUAGACCGGGACCUCUUAGAUUUGAUCCGCCGAGAUCUGAUUCUCCCAAUCGGACCACGCAGCGAGCCUUGGCGCAGCUGUCCAUCCUGGGCUCGCCGUCAGGUUCGGCAACCGUACCUGCUAUUCCGCCUGCUGCUACCGGAGCUGCCGCUUCCGCCGCACCUAUGGCAAGCUCUCAGUCGCCGGCCAAUCGCAGGCUGACACCUGGCGUGCGCUCGCAUUCCCUCUCAGCAGCCGAUGUUCUAGCAGUCUUGACGCGAGGAGGAGGAGCAGGGGGAGGAGCAGGCGGGUGGGGAGGAGGGGGAGAGGGGAAGCAGAGUGAGUUGAUGCAAUCUGCAGCAGCGGAUAUGGUCCGUGCCUCAUCGGCAGGAGGACCCGUGCGGAUGCAGCAACAGCAGCAGCAGCAGCAGCAGCAGCAGCUGGAGCAGCAGCGUGGCAGCUUGAAACGGCCUCUGGAGGAGGACAGUGGUGGGGCAGAGGAGAUGGAUUGUGCUGGGUUGAGUGGCAGUGCCGCAGAGUCAGGAGGGCGGCGAGGGGGGAGUGCGAGAGACGGAAGUUUAGCAGAGGGGAUGGUUGGGGCUGAUGCGUCCGCCGGUGGUGAUGGUGGUGCUGCUGCUGGUGGUGGUGGUGGGGGGGUUUCCAGGCAGGGGUCAGGAGGGGCGAAUGGGCAGGGACAGGGUGCAGCAGGAGGGGAGACUUGCACUGGUGCUGCCAGUGGGGAGGAAGGAGUACAAGCAGGAGCAUCAGGAGGAGGGGCAACAGGGUCAGCGCAAGCAGCACCGACGAGAAGGCAAGGCAGCUUCGGAUCAGGCGGACUUGAGAGUCUAGAAGCCGCCUUUUCUCCCUUUGAUUCGACGCAAAGACAGAGCCUCGGGGCGGCAUUUGCAACGUUUUCGACAUCGGAGGACGAGAGGAGGCGAGCAGAGGAGCAGUUUCGCAAGCUGGCCAGGCAGGCUGAAUUCAAUGACCCCUCUCUGGCCGCUGCUGUCAAACUCUCCCGCGCUGCGAUGAGCCGAGGCUCCUCAGGUGAAUUCUCAGGUGCUCCUGCUGGUGCUGCUGGUGGUUCUGCUGGUGCGUCUGCUGGUGGGACUGCUGGUGGGCUGGUUUCGCCAGGUGGGAGUGGGUCCAAAGCGGUAGACUCCUCCCCACGGGCGCCUAUGGAGGUGACGAGUGCUGGGGAUAGGUUGGACGCGAUUCUGUCCCCUGCGUUUCUAUCACCUUCGAUACAGUCACCUACACUGGGUGGAUUCGGGGGAGGGGGUGGAAGCGGGGGUUUGUUGGCACAGCAGGGCCCUCUGAGGAAGCGGCGUGCAACCCCGGAGUUGCAUAGGAGACUCAGCCGAGAAUCGUUCCCCGACUUUGAUCUUGAUGCUAGGUCCCCUGGCGCUGCUGCUGCUGCUGCUGCCGGUGUUGCUGCUGGUGGUGGUGCUACUGCUGCUGCUGCUGCUGCUGCUGCUGCCGCUGCUGCUGGUGGUGCUGCUAGUACUGCCUCUGCUUCCCCUGCAGCAUUCGCACCACCGGGCUCGGGGGAUCCUACCCCGAGCCUCCUUCGCGGGCCUGGAAGCAGGCUCGGCACCCCACUCAACCGAAGCUCGUCCUUAGGUCUGGGACCGGGAGUGAUGACGCGGCGGCUGGACCCUUCAUCCGCUGCUGUUUCCAUGUCUGGAGGUCCGGCAGCGAGCGCAGCAACGGCAGGAGGUUCAACCAGCCUCGGCAAGACACCCAGCCUCGACAAGUCAGCUAGCUUCGGCAAGGCAGCUAGCUCGUCUGAAGCGGGAGGUUCGGAAGGUGCUUCCGAUCCUGUUCCCGCACCUUCGAAAGAGGCUAUGGCGCUGGCGAUCCUAGGGCAGAUGAUGGCCGGCGGCGAUCUAACGGCUCCUGAGGUGCAUGUGCUGGCCACUCAGAUCACCAAGAGGGCUCAGAAAGAAUCCCAGGCGGGUUCUUCUGGGGUAUGUAAAACUGGGGUAGGUAGAACUGGUGUGGGUGGGUCUGGAGCUAUAGAAGGGACAGGAAGGGGAGGAGGAGCAGGGGGGGUGGGAAGAAGUAAUGGCGGUGGUGGGGGAAGAGGAGGAGGUAGAGGAGGAGGAGGAGGAGGAGGAGGAGGAGGAGGAGGAGGAGGCGGAGGGGGAGGAGGAGGAUGUGGGGGAAGGGCAGGAGGAGGGGCAGCAGGGGGCGGUCUGGACGGGAUAAUCAAGAUGUUGGGGAAGCAGGCGGGGGCAGCAGCUCUAGCUGCGCGGCUUAGAAUGGAGCUGGAUGCAGCUGAGGCAGGCUCUGCUGGGGAAGGUUGUGCUGGGGAAGGGUCUGCUGAUGAAAGAGGUGGGGGCGGUACUGCCGUUGCUGCUGAUGUUUCUGGUAGGUCUGCUGCUACUGGUGUUGCUGCUGGUGUGGCAGCGGCAGCAGGAGGAGCAUCAACAGGAGCAGGAGGAGGAGCAGCAGCAGCAGGAGGAGGAGGGGUAAAGCGGCCUUUGAAGGCUGGUGAUCCUUCCGAAGCUGAGAAGCAGGUUCAGGCAUUGCUGCAGCGGAAGCUGAAUGAAAUGGCAGCAGGCUCGGCGCAGGCUCGGAAAGCCCUGCUGGAUCGGCUGAAGGUAGAGGUUGCCGAACGAAGGAAGGCGCUGAGUUCGAAGAGAGAGGGGGGUGAAGAGGAGGAGGACGAGGAAGAGGAUGGUGAGGAUGAGGAGGAAGAGGAGGAUGGUAGUGAUGGUAGCGAUAGUGGUGGGUCUGACGGGAUAGACCGAAUGAUUGGUGGUGUAGGCACGGCAGCAGGUGUGGAGGGAGGAGCGGGGAGAGGCGUGGGGAGAGGAAGGGGAGGGAGUUUGGCAGGAGGUGUUGGGAAGGAGGUGAGGAUGGGAGGGGUAGCCAGGGCAGUGGGAGGGCAAGUAGGUGGUAAUGGUGGUGGGAGAGGAGGGGUGUGGAAGGUGGAAGAUAUGGGAGGGUGGAGCACAGGGCUCGAUACAAGACAAAAUGGAGCUCAAAUAAACAGCCACCUGGGCGGCAACCAUUUGGGCGGCAGUCACAUGGGCGGCAGUCACAAUUCGGGCGGCAAUCACUUGGGCAACACAUUGUCAUCUACAGUUGAUGUGAAACCGGGUGUGCUGUCUCACAGUCAAGGCACAGGCCAUUCUACAGCGGCCUUACUGGCCAAUCAUGGGUCAACACCUGGAAGCGCUUGGGACGGUGGCCUUGGACUGACCAGUCUAACAGGACUAGGAGGGGCGGGAGGGGGAGGGGGAGGGGGAGUGGUAGGGGGAGGGGCAGGAGGAGCAGGGAGUGGAAGAGAAGUGGAAGGAGGGGGAGGGGGAGGGGGAGGGGAGAAGGUGCAGGUGGGAGGGGAGGAUCUGCUGAUGAUGGAGGUGGGGGAUGUUGACAUGUGGGGCUCUGGGGGGGACUCUGCGCUCCCAACGCCUCGUGCAACUGCUGGUCACGCCGCUGCUGACACUCACACUCAUGGCGCUCUUUUGCUGCCAGAAGGGGAGCUGCCCCCGUGGCAGGAGCAGCAGGAGGAGCUGCAGCAGCUGGACCAGCAGGGGCAGGGGCAGGAGAGGGGAGUGCAGCAGCAGGGGUUGGAGGAUUUCAGCAUGUUUCUAGACGAUCUGGAUUUGGGUGUGGAGCUGCCUCCUGACCUUCACUUUGCAUCCGCAUAG
Closterium sp. Naga37s-1 is the source of this 4716-nucleotide messenger RNA. The record is from the annotation of a GenBank genome assembly. Lineage: Eukaryota; Viridiplantae; Streptophyta; Zygnematophyceae; Desmidiales; Closteriaceae.